AUGUGGUACAAGGAACAGGCUGGAAGUUUACGGUGGAUUUACCGGAGUUCCGAGUUUGCAUUGCCAGAUGGAAAAUACUCAAGUGCAGUGAACACUGCGACAAACUCUUUUUCUUUAAUUAUCAGUAAUGUACAAAGAGAGGACUCGGGGGUUUAUUACUGUGGCCUCUUUUCCUUUAUCUAUGUACAGCCCAACUUCGGGAAUGGGACCAGACUAAUUAUCACAGAUGCCUCCGAGCCGAGACUUUCCAUUCUGGUGCCCUCUACCCCAGAGGAUGCUGAGCUUCCCUCCGUCAUUCCUCUGCUCUGCCUGCUCUCUGAUUUCACUCCUCCCUGGAGUGCUGUUCUCUGGGACAUUGGUGAGGAGGCGUCUGAGGGUCUGAUGGAUGCUGGAGCCAUAGAUGGGAAUGGGAUCUUUAGUGUUUGGAGCCUAAUGACAAUCCCUUCUGAGACAUGGAACCAGAAGACAACCUGCAAUUGUACAGCCAAGGAGAACAGCCCGGGGAGAAGCAUCAGUGCUACAGUCUUCAAGGAAACAGAGAGAAGAGACACUGGAGACUGUAGGAUUGUGUUCUACGCUGGGCUGCCCUGUAUUUUCACCCUUCUCCUGAUCCAGCUGUUGAUCUUGCUCUGGAGAAAGUGCCCCAUCAGAGGUAGAGCUGUGCAAAGAGAGAAUCCAAUACCUAUGAGGCAGAACCCACAGACUGAAUAUGCGGCUCUGACGUAUAAUAACAGAAAUGUUCCUUGGUGACUGAUGUAAUGUCACAAAAGUGGUUUACAUUUUUUAAAAACAAGAGAUGCAAAAAGAAAGAACGAAAGAGAAAGCGAGAGAACUUUGGAAAGCCUCAUGUUUGUA
Molecule: messenger RNA, 855 nt
Organism: Gopherus evgoodei (Goodes thornscrub tortoise)
Lineage: Eukaryota; Metazoa; Chordata; Testudines; Testudinidae
Exons: 5
Coding region: 1-750 (249 amino acids)
Source: RefSeq, a predicted model, not a curated record